This is a messenger RNA of Sitodiplosis mosellana (orange wheat blossom midge), 1904 nucleotides long. RefSeq names its product SET domain-containing protein SmydA-8 (gene SmydA-8). Gene Ontology annotation, molecular function: protein binding. The record is from RefSeq and is a predicted model, not a curated record. Lineage: Eukaryota; Metazoa; Arthropoda; Insecta; Diptera; Cecidomyiidae. Bases 267 to 1715 code for a protein of 482 amino acids. The transcript is spliced from 3 exons.
UAAAUCAAACGCGAUCUGUUGUUUUGUGUUCUCAUUGUCGCAUUGUCACAUAGCAUAGCGUUAUUGGUUUCGGGCGUAUGCUCUUCAUAUGCAUAAAGUUAUAAGCUCAGGUCAUCGGUUUCAAUUUAUCAUUUCAGUGUCUAUUUUUAGAAAGAGGUUGCGUGCGCUUAUUAUAAAUGUCCUAAGCGCUAUGCUGCGCUAAAUUUAUUCAGUUGUACAAUAAGCUUUCGACGCGUAGCAUCAAAACUCUUUAAAUUGCAGUCGCCAUGAUUGACAGUGAAAAUCGAAUAAAUGAAUUGAAUACGUGCAUUCAGCAUCAUGUUGAUGAUGUAUCGACAUGGUUGAAAUCGUGUGAAUUACGAGUGUCCAGUAAUUGUGGGUGUGGUGUGUUUGCAACGAGAGAUAUUGAACCAAAUGAGUUGCUGUUCGGCGAUAAGCCGUUGAUUCUCGGUCCGACUGGCAAUAAAAUGGAUACAAUUGUUUGUGUAAUGUGUUACGAACGAAUCGGGCACGAUGUGACUUCACAUUUGUGCUCGAAUCGAUGUGGCCUUGUAUUGUGCGGUGAAAGUGCAUGUGCUGAACGUCACAAAAACGAAUGCGAAUUGUUGCAAAACUGGAAGCCGAAAAAUCCCAAUGAAUUGUCAUUCACGAGAUUAAAAGCGAUGCUAAUUAUUCGAUCGUUAAUUUUGAACGUAGAACACAAGAAAUUCCUUGGUUUGAUGCAGAAAAAUUAUACCAGUUGGACGAAUGAAAUCUAUUUUGAUAAGGAAUUUGACAAUUUUCCGCGGGACAAAGAAACGGUUGCGGUUAUUAGAGAUGCGUCAGCAGCUAUAAACGCCAACGCAUUUAUGAUUCUCUACCGAUCCGAUAAUUGCGGCGAUGUAAACGUUCGCAGCUUCUAUCCGAUCAUGAGUUUGAUUAAUCACAAUUGCGUCCCAAAUGCGCGCCACGAUAUAGACAGUGAAUUCGUAAACCGAAUUUUUGCCGCGCGUCCAAUUAAAAAAGGUGAACAGAUUUUCAUAUCGUACGCACAGAUUUUGUGGGGAACUCCGUCACGUCGAAUGUUCACAGCGAUAUCGAAACAGUUUCAGUGCACUUGCGAACGAUGCGCUGAUCCAACGGAAAAAUCAACAUAUUUAUCGGCCAUUCGAUGCGUCGACAAGAGCUGUAAUGGCAUGGUUUUACCCCUGGAACUAUCAUUUAAAACAGAGGGCAAAUGCAACGUGUGCGGAAAGAUUUGCGACAACAAACGUUUACUGCAAACACAAGAUAUGUCAGCCGCAAUUACGAAGAAUUUUUUAAAUCAAAAUUUUACAAUAUCGGAUCUAAAGCAUUUUAUGGAAGGACGAUUGUACAAACUGGUACCUGAAUGCAAUCAAUUCGUGGUGGAAGCAAAACUGAAAGCCAUCUGGAAGUGUGAUGGAAUGAGUUUUGAAGAUUUAAGCUCAAUUAAAGGAUUUUGUGAAGAUAUUCUCAGAAUAAUGGAUAAACUUGGACUGGGCGAAUGUUCAUUGAAGGGAUAUUUGGCACACAGACUGUUCAAAAUUCGACAACAGUUGAAAAUUUUUCCCGAAUCAUCAUCCAGCCAUGGUGACCAUGAUCAAGCUGUAUCGGAAAUUGACACAUUCUUAAACGAUGAUGAUCAACUUUGGAAAACGGCAAAAAUAAUUUUAGGUAAUUCUUCAGCGGCACCAACUGAUAUCAAUCGUGAAUAGUGAGCACUGUUCACUGAAACCAAUUAAAUUGGGAAAAUGUUUCUAAUCUUAAAUUAACACAACAAAACACAUUCAACAUAUUUUCAAUAACAAGAGAAAUCUAUUUUUUAUACAAAUGCAGAAUACAGAGCACUGCUCUGAGAACAGUGUUCGGAGAACGCACAAUAAAACAUCUCAUAACACAGGUUA